Messenger RNA from Bradysia coprophila, 1756 nucleotides. Its product is annotated as acyl-lipid (8-3)-desaturase B-like. NCBI's taxonomy places the organism in Eukaryota, Metazoa, Arthropoda, Insecta, Diptera, Sciaridae. Gene Ontology annotation, biological process: lipid metabolic process. Gene Ontology annotation, cellular component: membrane. Gene Ontology annotation, molecular function: oxidoreductase activity, acting on paired donors, with oxidation of a pair of donors resulting in the reduction of molecular oxygen to two molecules of water. The record is from RefSeq and is a predicted model, not a curated record.
GCAGCAUCUGAACAUCGUCGUGUAAACCAUACUCUCACAAAUAAUAUGAUAAUUGUGAUGACAUUUCUAAGUCUAUUUUUAUCUCGCAUUUAGUGAUAACAACCUACCGAAAUAUUGAAUUAUGUAGAGCGGUCUAGACAAAGACAAGUUCAUUGAAACGUAACGUUGUUAUUUUAAUGAGAUAGUAGAACAUCGCGUAAUAUAACAGCAGACAUACACGUUUACACACAGUGUUUGGCAGCUUAAUCCACAUCCAGUGUGUUAUCCCGAUCCAUGACAAUGGAAGACACAAAAAAUUGUGAUAAUAAACCAAAUUCCCAGUUCACUUGGCAACAAGUAUCUGAACACAAUCAUCCAGACAGUGCAUGGGUGAUUUAUAAUCGGAAAGUGUACGACGUUACAAAAUGGAUUGAUAAGCAUCCCGGUGGCAAAGAGAUGCUAGUGCUUCAUGCCGGUAGAGAUAUCACUGACACAUUACAAUCCUAUCAUCCGUUCAGCGAUCUACCGUUGAAGGUGAUAGCAAAAUACGAAAUCGGGACGUUGACAGGCGAAUCUGAAUUCCCGGAAUUCGCCAAAGACACCGGAUUUUACCAAGAAUGUCGUGAGCAAGUUGGAGAAUAUUUCCGGAAGCGAAAACUCGAUCCCAAAGAUGGUUUCCCGGGACUAUGGCGAAUGUGUUUGGUGUUUGUUGUGGCCACUUUGUCCUAUUUCGUUAUGAAUGGAUGCGUCGGAUCGAUGAAUUAUUCGCUACCACCAAUGAUCCUGGCUGGAAUUGUGUUUGGAGUCUGUCAGGCAUUACCACUGCUCCAUGUCAUGCACGAUUCGUCACACGCGGCAUAUACAAAGAAUCACAGAAUGUGGGGUCUGGUAGGCAGAUUCACUUUGGAUUGGUUUGCUGGUGCGAAUUUAUCGUCUUGGCUCCAUCAACAUGUUGUGGGACAUCACAUUUACACAAAUGUGGCUGGUGUGGAUCCUGAUCUACCGGUCAAUUUUGAGAGUGAUAUGCGUAGGAUUGUUGAACGACAGGUUUUGAGACCCAUCUAUGCUUGGCAACACAUCUACCUGCCCCCACUUUACGGUUUGUUGUCCAUCAAAUCGAGAUUGCAAGACUUCACCGAUACUUUCAUGCGCCAAGCCAAGGGAUCCAUUCGUGUCAAUCCAUUGUCAACAAAAUCCUGGACCCUCCUGGCAUUUUCCAAAUGUUUCUGGCUAACUUAUCGCAUUCUCAUUCCAAUUUACUAUCUGAACGUUCCGUUGGGAUUUUUUUGGACCACAUUUGCAAUAACCGAAUUGGUGACCGGCUGGUAUCUUGCAUUCAAUUUCCAGGUCAGUCAUGUGUCGACCGUCUGUGAAUACACUUGCGGCAAAGAAAAUCUCACACCGAAUCUGGCUGGUGAAUGGGCCGUAUUGCAGGUAAAGUCCAGUAUGGACUACGCCCAUGGAUCGUGGUUUACAACUUUCAUGACGGGAGCACUCAAUUAUCAAAUUACCCAUCAUCUGUUUCCGUGCGUGUCACAGUACCACUAUCCGGAUAUUGCACCGAUCAUAAUGGACAUAUGCAAGAAAUACGACAUCAAGUACACCGUACUGCCAUCGUUCUGGGAUGCAUUUACGGCUCAUCUGAAACAUUUGAGAACUAUGGGCGUGUCGGGCAGAUCAGUUAGUGUGCACAUGGGCUGACUACUGUACAUAGUUAAUGAUCGCAAUGCAUAGAAUCCUCAGAACAUUUUUGAAUUAAAUCGAAUUUCUUACCGAA